AUGUCGGAACCGACCAACGCUGUGGUACCCCCCAAUCCCAACGGCACGACGACUGAUCCGGGGCAAGGCACUAAAGUGUUGACGGCGUCCGCCCUUCCGAACAACUAUACCACCUUGCCAAAGGAGCAGCGGUUAGCCUGGCUGGACACGCAACCUUCACCAUGGGACAAUACCAUGUCACUCGGCACCGUCUUCAAACGUGCUGAAACUUUCAACGCGUCUAUGCACAUUAUAUCAGACGUCUUGGCCACUUUCAAGGCGAAGUACGCUUCGAAGUCAUCACAGGACAAAGGCCGUAAGGCAUUGUUUGCCCUGAUCCAAGCCUUCAAUACAUUAACCUACACCUUGGGCAACGCGCAGUAUGCGGACUACCAUCUUCUUCUUCAAGAUGGCACAGUGGGUAACCAAUUGGAACUUGAGGCAGGCCCAUUCAUAGAUUUAUCGGCAGAUGAACAGCCAGCUUCUCUCUUGGCAGGCUUUGUGAAGGGGCUCCAGCUCUUUGUCGACGAACAGCCAAAGCUGUCGCAGGUCAGCUUCGGAUUGGGCAGCAUGUCAGCUGCUGAUAUUAUCAUCGCCAAUGUGGAAGCGGGGAAGAGUUUCCUUAAGUUAUAUACUGAUCGGGACAGGGGGCUCUCGACAGAAGCGCCAGUCCAAGAUCCGGAUCAGGGACAGAACGACACAGAUUCCAAAACAUUGUUGAGUGCUACUGAGGAAAAUGUCACUUUACCAUUGCCUAGAGUUGUUAAGCCUGGUGCUACUUUGGAACUUUGA
Fusarium coffeatum is the source of this 771-nucleotide messenger RNA. RefSeq lists its product as uncharacterized. The record is from RefSeq and is a predicted model, not a curated record. The transcript is spliced from 2 exons. NCBI's taxonomy places the organism in Eukaryota, Fungi, Ascomycota, Sordariomycetes, Hypocreales, Nectriaceae. Bases 1 to 771 code for a protein of 256 amino acids.